This is a messenger RNA of Equus quagga, 5302 nucleotides long. RefSeq names its product dopachrome tautomerase (gene DCT). Gene Ontology annotation, biological process: ventricular zone neuroblast division; positive regulation of neuroblast proliferation; developmental pigmentation. Bases 305 to 1951 code for a protein of 548 amino acids. Gene Ontology annotation, molecular function: oxidoreductase activity; dopachrome isomerase activity. The transcript has 8 exons. Gene Ontology annotation, cellular component: melanosome. The record is from RefSeq and is a predicted model, not a curated record. NCBI's taxonomy places the organism in Eukaryota, Metazoa, Chordata, Mammalia, Perissodactyla, Equidae.
UUAGAAAUACCAGCAUAAUAAGUCCUGUGACUGGAGCGCUCCGUAAAUUAACUCCAUUAGAUAAAGCCUGAUUUAAUGGGGGGAAGAUGGUGAGAAGCGCUACCCUCAUUAAAUCUGGCUGUUAGAGGCGCUUCUGAUGGAAUUAAAUUUGUUUUAGUUGUUUGAAUCACAUAGAAUAGUCUGUGCAUGUGCACGUACACACGUGCGUUCUAUGAUUUUUGUGGGUAUUUUUUAAAGAGCAGAGGAAAAGAACAAAAAACAAAAAUAUGCCAAAAUAUACCAAUCCUCCAAAAUCAAAAACUGAAUGAAUGCUCAAGAGCCAAAGAGUGGAAGACAAGGAGAAAGGCAGGAUAGAAGCAAGGAGUGGAAAGUGCAAGAGAGUUCUCCUGGUUAUAAAGCCAUGAGCUCCCUUCGGUGGGGGCUUCUGCUCAGCUGCCUGGGCUGUGGACUCCUGCCUGGAGCCUGGGCGCAGUUCCCCCGGGUCUGCAUGACGGUGGACAGUCUGCUGUCCAAGGAGUGCUGCCCGCCACUGGGCAUGGAGCCGGCCAAUGUCUGUGGCUCUCAGGAGGGCCGGGGCCAGUGCACAGAGGUGCAAACUGACACCAGACCCUGGAGCGGUCCUUACAUCUUGCGAAACCAGGAUGACCGAGAACGGUGGCCAAGGAAGUUCUUCGACCGGACCUGCAAGUGCACAGGAAACUUUGCUGGCUAUAACUGUGGAGACUGCAAGUUUGGCUGGACUGGCCCCAACUGUGAUCGGAAGAAAGCGCCAGUUGUUCGGCAGAAUAUCCAUUCCUUGACUCCUCAGGAGAGGGAGCAGUUUUUGGGUGCCUUAGAUCUCGCGAAGAACACCACACACCCCGACUAUGUGAUCACCACGCAACACUGGCUUGGGCUGCUUGGGCCAAAUGGGACCCAGCCACAGAUUGCCAACUGCAGCAUUUAUGAUUUCUUUGUGUGGCUCCAUUAUUAUUCUGUUAGAGAUACACUAUUAGGACCAGGGCGCCCAUAUAAGGCCAUCGACUUCUCACACCAAGGACCUGCCUUUGUUACAUGGCACCGGUACCAUUUGUUGUGGCUGGAAAGAGAUCUCCAGCGACUCACUGGCAAUGAGUCCUUUGCUUUGCCCUACUGGAACUUUGCCACUGGGAGGAAUGAGUGUGAUGUGUGUACCGACCAGCUUCUUGGGGCAGCAAGACAAGAUGAUCCGAUGCUGAUCAGCCAGAAUUCAAGAUUCUCCAGCUGGGAAAUUGUCUGUGAUAGCUUAGAUGACUACAACCGCCGGGUCACCCUGUGUAAUGGAACCUACGAAGGUUUGUUGAGAAGAAAUCAAGCGGGAAGAAACAGUGAGAAAUUACCAACCUUACACGACAUACAAGAUUGUCUGUCUCUCAAGAAGUUUGACAAUCCUCCUUUUUUUCAGAACUCUACCUUCAGCUUCAGGAAUGCCCUGGAAGGGUUUGAUAAAGCAGAUGGGACCCUGGACUCUCAAGUGCUCAGCCUUCACAAUUUGGUUCAUUCCUUCCUGAACGGGACAAGUGCUUUGCCACAUUCUGCGGCCAAUGAUCCCAUUUUUGUGGUCCUUCAUUCCUUUACUGAUGCCAUUUUCGAUGAGUGGAUGAGAAGAUUCAAUCCUCCCGCUGAAGCCUGGCCUCAGGAGCUGGCGCCCAUUGGUCACAAUCGGAUGUAUAACAUGGUUCCUUUCUUCCCUCCAGUCACUAAUGAGGAACUCUUUUUAACCGCAGACCAACUUGGCUACAGCUACGCCAUUGACCUGCCAGUUGAACAAACUCCAGGUUGGACCACAACCCUGUCAGUGGUUAUGGGAAUGCUGGUGGCUUUGGUUGGUCUUUUUGCUCUACUGGUUUUCCUUCAGUAUAGAAGACUUCGAAAAGGAUAUACACCCCUAAUGGAGACACAUUUAAGCAAGAGAUACACAGAAGAAGCCUAGGAUGCUCACACUUACCCUAGAGAAGAAGCUGGCCAAGUUGUAGUUCUGACUCUGACAAUGAACAAACCUUAGUAUCCUUCCUUUAGUUGAAGAUCUUUGGCAUAGCUCCUCCAAAUGUGGCGAUGACCCCAAAGACAGAAGAUGCUUAUUUAUAGUCUGGUUUGCUUGUUUGGCAAACUCAAGCUAAAGUGCUAGAGGCUAUCUCUGCCAUCAAACAAAGGUAGAGCUGAUGGUUUGUGGUAUCACAUAAUAAUUCCCUAUGUUGAUUAAGCCUCCUCACGUUCUGAGAGCACCAAAAAAAACCUGAUAGAGUGGAUUCAUUUUAAUUUACAGGUCAGUGUAAUUUGAGACCUGGACCAGAUCACGGUUCCAUCUUUCUUGGUCCAAAGGUCUUCAUUUGUAAUGGGGUGGAGGUAGGGGGUGGCAGGUGCUACAUGAAUCUCCAAGAUCCAUUUUAGUUAUAAACAUCUAUGCUUUUAGGUGCCUUUCUGAUAAUUUUCCUGAGGCUUGUUUUUCUUCUUUGUCUUCUCUGUCUUUUCUUCUCCAGCUUUUAAAAUGUUCUUGAAGAUGAAAAUAGGCCUUAUUUUCCAAAUAGGAUGGAGAAUAAAUGAAUGAAUGAAUGAUAAAUUCAGUUCUUUUUUGUAAAUUGGACUUUACAGAAUUUAUCAAGUCUGCCCUUUCUGACAGUAGGCAUAUCACAAGGUUCAAUAGCUGGAUAAACAUUGAUCCUAUAGUGAUAAAUAAAUAGACGAGGGAUUAAAUUAUAGAGCUUUCUAGUUGUUACAAACCUCUUAACAAGCAUAGAAUCACUAUUUCCAGGAAACGCUGACUGGUGAAGGCUGGCGAGGCGAUAAUCCUGAAUAUGAGACAAUUUGAUUAGUGUUCCAUUGCUCUGAGGCUCCCUUUGGCCGAUCCUGAACCAGUUCCUUUACUAGGCAGCCUCAGAUGAAAAAUCUUUCACGUAUAAUGCAUUUGGCUUAUUUUUAAGAGUUGACUUCAGAUUCAUUAAUGCCGCACCGUACUGACAGUUACUUACGAAUACUCAUCGAUUAAGUGUUAUCAUUUAAAAGCAAACCAUCCAUACAAAAUAUAACAAUUCAGAAUUAAAUGGUUAUGUUCUGCUAAGCAAUCAUUAGGUCAAGAGAUAUAAGAAUGAGGUAGUCUUUACUAAGAGGUUUAGACUUAUUAAGAUGAUGCUUGCUGAGAACUUAAUGGUCAUUGAGAUUUCAAGGCAAAUUUCAUCUGCUCCUAUCUGGUACCUGUGCAUCAGGAGUGAGCCCAAAGUUCUAGAAGGUGGCCCAUCUAUCUGUUCAUUUCAGCCCCUCUCUAUCGGAGUGAAUGAGUGUUGAUAGACUCCUGGAGCUGCCUCCUAUAUAUGGGGGGCCUAGAAGGUGCAAGAUUCAUUAAGAUAGUGUUAUCUGCUGGAAUAAGACUGUAAAAGCCAGAAAAAUGAAAAAGCCCAAUGUGACCUGAAUUUGAGUUUGAGUGAGUCUCAUAAUCCUACAGGUAUAUCUGAGAGUAGGUUCAGUGGAUGAGAAUCAAGAUAGCCCCGAGUUCUUCAGGGGGUGAAGCCCCGCUUGGGCAUUUUUAGCCACAACCACAUACAUUGAUCUCAACUCCUGCCUUUAUUCGUGGAAAAUUCAGCAAUGGUUCAAUAACAUGCUCCACUCUAGAAGAUUUAUGCUCUGAACUCAGGGUUGUUGAGGAACACAUUUUUACAUCCUGUUUUUAAACCAAAAGAGAAAUAUAUUAAAAUGAAGCUAUAAUUGUGCAUGGUAGAUAUGUUUCUGAAAAGUUAGGUAUAAAUCAAUUAUGCGUUAAAAGCAUCAGGGGAAAUUACUUUUUAUAGAUGAACUAUUACGAAUAAUUCUAUAAAGCACAUAACAACCUCUAGCUUAUCUUCCAGGUAUAUCAGAAUUUUUAUGCAUCAUAUUCCCAUAAGAUUUUUUUGAAGCAAGAUCUAUCUGAGGUAGAAAAAAAGAGUAAUCAUUUAUACUUAGCUACUUUUAUAUAUAGCAAUGCUACUUUUUAUAAAUAUUAUGUUUUAUAAUGUCUUCCUAAGAGAAAUAAUUGCCUAAUUUUGUAGUUCAUAUAAGAGGAAUAAAAUUUUCUAACAUUUUCUAACAUUAUAAUAAAUCAAUGAUCAGUAAACCUUUUAACAAAUCUAAAGGUAGAACAAACAUGUGGAAUAAAAAAGUUGGUAUUUACUUACACUGAAUAUUAUGCAGAUAAACUCAGGCAAUAUCACCGAGCACUGUAGGGCUAUACUUCUCAUUAAUAGGGAAAAAAUUCAACCUUGAAGAAAACGAAUGGAUCACUUUAUAUGCUUCUAUGCACAGUAUUAGAAAAACUGCAUGUAUAUGAAUUUUGAUUUCAAAAGGAAUGCUUUUACAAAGCUAACAUUCAGAAGUGAACUGAAAUCCUUUAACAUCCUUCCUUUGUGAAUUAAAUUCUCUUCUAAUUCUAACUCUUUGACAUUAAUUUGUUUCUUGCUUAGGAUUUAACAUUGUUAAUUAUAAUAAUCUUAAUGAAUAAUUUCAAUCCCACAUUAACAAGAAGUCUAAAACUUAUUAAAGAAGAAAAUAAAAAUAAACCUUGUUUUGCACAUUAUUGUUUGUCUGUUGGGGGCUAUUGUUUUUUAAUUUGUGAACAUAAAUUUCCAUCUUUUUGACAUUCAAUAUACAUAUAUUGGAUAUGUGUAUAUAUAUAAAAACUACGUAACAACUACUUCACUUUUGAAAAUAAGUUCUUAAACUGAUGUUUCUACUUUCUUUUGAGUUUCUAAGGAAUUGCUACUUCCUGGCAUUCUGUUAUACAGGUGGGAAAAGCAGACACCAGCCUUUUUUCAGGUGAAGAGUUUUGCUGUCCCCUUAGUCUAAAGACUGAUCGUAUGGUAGGAGUGGCGUAGGGUGGCUACUUAAGUCACUGACCAGGAAGGAUCCUGCAGCAGCUAAGUGGCAGAUCCUCCUGGAAAGGCUUCCAGGUCAGUCAGCUUGUUGGAGACCCUCAGAAUAAGGAAGUUAGAGCCAAGGAAGCAAUGUUUAUGUCGUGUCCGCUUCCACAUCUAGACUUUAAGUUUCUUGAAGCUUGGAGAGGUCAGACUGUACCUCUCUCUGUACAGCUCCACUGCCAUCCUUUCAAAGCACUUUAAGUACUCAGAAACUGUUGAUGGUUCACUGAUACAGGGGCAUAAAAGAGCCAGUUCACCACUCCUCCCCACAACUGGGAGAUAAUUACUCUCCUUGAUGCAAUGGCAAAUCCCAAGGUUAAACUCUUCCUGUUUCUACAGUGCCUUGCUCAUCCUGAGUUCCCUAUAAAUAUUUUUUGAAUGAAUAAACUAAUCUCAAAGUA